AUGGUUUUCACUUCAAUUAGAAGCCAAUCUCUGCAAAUAAGAAAAAAAAUGCUAGGUAGAGAUCUUUCAAAGAAUGAGAAAGUAAUGAUACCUUUUUGUUGUCUGACCGAAAUAAGCACCGGUGAAACUGACCUGCUGCCAAGGGUUGUGCAUGUCCGUCCUGGUGGCUAUUGCUGCAUGAUGAGUUCUUGGCCGCGUUUUGGCCACCGCUGGGUUGGUGUGCCCUGUGUCGAUUCGUGCGGUGGUAAGCGCUGA
Triticum turgidum subsp. durum (durum wheat) is the source of this 255-nucleotide messenger RNA. NCBI's taxonomy places the organism in Eukaryota, Viridiplantae, Streptophyta, Magnoliopsida, Poales, Poaceae. The record is from the annotation of a GenBank genome assembly.